AUGGCCUCUGCCUUCCUCAAAGGCCUUCUACUUCUGUCUCUCGGUAGCAGUUUUGGCUGUGCCGAAAGCUUCAAUUACGGCGACAGGGAUGGCAAUCUGUUUCUCGAUCUUUCGAUAACGGAAGCCCAGAGCAGUCGCCCGGAAUGGGGGCUCGCCGAGCCUUGGACCAGUGACUACAUUUCAGCCCUUCAAGAGAACAGAUACGGCGACGCUAUAUGGGCGCGAUAUCAGAUGUUUGGUGAUACUUCGAAUGGCACUUUCUUGGAGUAUCCGCAAUGGACGGUCCGCGAAGCGAUCGAGGAGGACGCAAUUGGAUACAGACUCCAUGCACGAGACAAUUGGAAGUACGCCAUGACUGUCUACGCCAAUUCAAGCAAGAACACACAAAGUGAUAUACUUGACCUCAUAUUCGACGUCAACCGCAGGAGCUACUAUCGACUCUUCAGAGAUCAGUACCGAUUGCAUAAGCGUUUCCAACAAAGCGAACACGUCCUUCCGAACUGCGACUGUUGGAAGACUGCCCAGGAUGAACUCGACUCUGUUUUGGAGCUCAAAUAG
Messenger RNA from Fusarium subglutinans, 558 nucleotides. RefSeq lists its product as uncharacterized. Bases 1 to 558 code for a protein of 185 amino acids. The record is from RefSeq and is a predicted model, not a curated record. The transcript has 2 exons. NCBI's taxonomy places the organism in Eukaryota, Fungi, Ascomycota, Sordariomycetes, Hypocreales, Nectriaceae.